This is a messenger RNA of Pseudo-nitzschia multistriata, 2472 nucleotides long. Lineage: Eukaryota; Bacillariophyta; Bacillariophyceae; Bacillariales; Bacillariaceae. The record is from the annotation of a GenBank genome assembly.
AUUGGCUGGUUGAAGACGGCCGCUUUGCCGAACAUCAUGUUCAUGGCGGUCACGUGGGUAAUGUCCCAAGAUUCGAUUGGUUGAUUGAAGAUGCUGUCGAAGAACAUGUGCUUCAUGUUAUAAACAUUCGACGUAUCCCACGAGUUGAUUGGCUGAUUGAAUGCGUAUGCAGAGUUGAACAAUCUUUCCAUGUAGUUAACGUUUGUCACAACCCACUUUCCAACGGGCUGGUUGAACGAAACCGCUCUGCUGAACAGCCCGAACAUGUUUUGUACUCCCGAAGUAUCCCAAGAUUCGACUGGUUGAUUGAAUUUGCGUGCCGCGAAAAACAUGUAGUUCAUGUAUUUCACUUUGGACGUGUCCCAAGCGCCGAUUGGUUGGUUGAACUUGAUGGCCUUGUGGAACAUGCUCUGCAUGCUCGUCACCUUCGAUGUAUCCCAGCAAUGCAAAGGAGAAUCGAAUUUCUGCAUAAGGUAGAACGCGCGAUCCAUGUUGCUAACCUUCGAUGUGUCCCAGCAAUUGAUCGGAAGAGGAUGGGGGCAGCUGGACCCCUCGACGCAUUCCUUGACGAGGUUCUGGAAAGCGUCGCCCGAAACACCAAUCUCGGGACGAUCGGACGGACAGGCGGUAGCGCAGUCGACUUCGCCCUCGAGUGCGCGGACCAGCUCCUGGCGCCCGUUGUGACGAUCGCUAUCGUCGGCGAGGUUCCAUAGCUGUGGGCGUUCAUUGGCGAAUCGAAAGGGGUUUUCUGAAGGGUCCACGUCGCCACUAACGGCGCCGACGAUUGGAAUGGCUGCCAAAAAGAGGAGCAAAGGGCGCAUUAUUGUACCCAUACAGCCGAGAACACGUGGCUGCGAUGAUAAUCUGUUGUGGUUGGAAAAGAACAAAGCAAAACGGCAGCAAAGCCGUGAGCUUUUAAUGGCAGGCAAUGGAACGGCAACGGUCAGGAGUUUUCGUAUCGCCAAAUUGGAACCGGUUGGGCCGCAAACCAACCGGGGCAUUGCGGUAUCGAUGGGGCUACGGUGUUGCGCCGGGCUCGCGUUUGGGUGGCGGGAUUGCGAAUGCGACGGAGAGGAAGAUCGCUUCGGAGACACACGCCGAACGACACCACCGGGUCUCUCUUUCGUCUCGGGUUUGCCUUCCGUUUCCCCGCGAGAUGAGGUCCACCGGCGGUCACAAACAACAUGCAUCAAAUAAAAUCAAACCAAACCAAAUCAAUCAACUCAUCCCACAUUCCUAGAUUCCACUUACACCUUGAGGAAAAUGAACUACCGCCAAGUUUCCGUCCGUCCUACUCGAACGGGAGGUAUAGUUGCAAAUUGAACUUCCUUGAGCGAAGAUUUUUUUGUAGGAAUCACGUGUCGAUAUUGUCGCUCUUGUUCACUUCGCUCCCAAAAAUGUCCUGUUUUCCAUCGUCUUCAUAGGGUAUUAUAAAGAACCUAAAAGAAGAACCUCGUAGGGGGUGAAGAAGCCCAAGAUGAAAGGAAUCAUAGUGUAAUUGGAAUGAAACAUUAAGUGUUGUCAAAAUGUCAACACGAAAUGUGUAAUUGGAAUUAAAAAAAAAUCAAUCAAACAAGCUGUUCUCACCGUACGAGAACCAGCACAGUCCGGCACGAAACGUCAUCAUACGUUACUACCGUACGAGUGGGUACUGGGUAAUGUCAUAUCGACGAGAGAAACCUGCUUUGGCGGAUGGAUGAACCAGCCACGUGGCCAAGGAAUAGCGUUAGGGGGGGGGGGGGCACGGAAUGUGAAAUUGUGUUUUGAGGGUGUGCGGUUGCGGUUUCAUCCAUUCGCAACGCAACGCAACGUGGCCUGCGCGAACCGGGAGCUGGCCCCGGCCUCCCGGAUGGAGGCCCUCGGUGGGGGCACCGUGAGAGGCUACAGAGCUGUGGGGACAGAAAAGAAGCUGGGAAGGAAGAUGUCUGCAAGGGACAUUCCAAAAGAGUGCAUUGUUGUUGCAUUUGCAAUCUGAUGCUUUGACUGCUGCAGUCACUACCCUUUCAUAACUCACCACCAACUAACAUAAGAGCCAACGAGGCUAACAAACAGAGCUGAGUGGAGGAAUCCAAGCCAGCAUCUAGCUAUUGAAGAUGUUUUCAGAUGUUGAUUGCCCGUGUUGUGUUCAGGCUGGGCUUCUAAGAGAAGGGAAUAAGGCACAAGCACUGUUUGUGCCAAAAAGGAACUGAGCUUGUUCUUACAGGCCCCUUUCCUUCCCAUGGAGGCCCUUUAGACAUUCCAAGUCUUCCAAUUCUAUGGAGUGUAUCAGUGCAAUUUAGGGGAUGGAAUCAAAGAAGACAGCUCCAUAAACUUAACCAAUGCACUACUAUCACUAGGUAAAGGUAAAGGAUUGUAUGCCCAGCACUUGCUGCAAAGGACACCAGUACUGGAAAUCUGAAAUCUGCUGAUUGCUUUUUUUCUCAUUACUGGGAAUCAACUACAGUAGUAAUUUAUUAAAAAUAAGCGAGAUAU